AUGAUCAUUUACAAGGAUAUCAUCUCUGGAGACGAGGUUCUCUCCGACAACUUCAAGAUCAAGGAGGUUGACGGUGUCCUCUACGAGUGCGACUGCCGCAAGUACCUCAAGCGGAAGAACGAGGACAUCCAGCUUGAGGGUGCUAACCCCUCCGCUGAGGAGGGUGACGAUGAUGCCGGCGGUGAUGGUGAGGAGGUCAUGGUUCACGACAUUGAGGAUCAGUUCCGUCUCGUUUGGCUGAAGACCGAGGAGGGCAUGAAGCCUUCCAAGGAUGCCUUCAAGAGCCACCUGAAGACCUACAUGAAGAAGGUUCUCGCCAAGCUCCAGGAGAAGGGUGUUCCCGAAGCGGAGAUCGAUGCUUUCAAGAAGGGUGCUCCCGCUGCCGUCAAGAAGAUCCUUGCCAACUAUGACAACUACGAUGUCCUGAUGGGCCACUCCAUGGACGGUGAUGCUAUGCACGUCCUGAUUGACUUCCGUGAGGACGGUGUCACCCCCUACGCCACUCUCUGGAAGCACGGUCUCGAGGAGAUGAAGGUUUAA
Messenger RNA from Aspergillus fumigatus Af293, 540 nucleotides. RefSeq names its product TCTP family protein. Gene Ontology annotation, cellular component: cytoplasm. Gene Ontology annotation, molecular function: calcium ion binding. NCBI's taxonomy places the organism in Eukaryota, Fungi, Ascomycota, Eurotiomycetes, Eurotiales, Aspergillaceae. The record is from RefSeq and is a predicted model, not a curated record.